AUGGUGUUCGAGGGUGCGGAGUAUCUGCCCUUAGUGGGCAAGACCUUAUCCACUGCGGAGAAGACGACCCUGCAGUGUUCGAUUCCCCUUCUUUCCAGUCAUUAUCACUGUCCCGCCACUUUCUGGGGAAAGGUUACGGGAUAUAGGGGCGACUACCUCAUAGCACAGGUGUCGCCAAACGGGUUCUUUGGUCCUCGUGUCAGCUUCUUCAGCAUCAAUGGGGGUGCCACAUGGACACUUUUAGAGGAUGUCGAGGAGCGGCAGGCGAAGUUUUGUGAGCAAAUUCGUGGUGUUUAUCAAGGCAACCCGGACUACGCCUAUAAAAUACGACAUGACAUCCCGCCUGAAUCAGAACCCGAGGUGGAGAUUCCCCCCCUAGACGAUGAUUUGAACCAAGCGAAGGAUGCAUUGGAGAGUGCAGCAAAGCAGGCGGCCUCUGAGGACGGUGGUGAAACCGACGAGGAAGAUGAGAUGGAGGAAGAAGAAGGGGACGAGGAGGAGGAGAGAGAACCCACGCCACCACGUCGUCGUGUCAAUAAGCCCAAGUUUAUGAUUGUUGCGAUUAAAGAAUCGACUCGGUUGGCGCACUUCAUUCAGCUGCACGAUGCUGCGUGCCGGUUGGUGGUGCGCGGGGAGUACGUUCUGCGUGGGGAUGCCGUCGGCGAGCGUAAUCAAAACUUCUCCGGCCACCACCUCCUUCACGCGUUAAAACCGUCGUGCUACCUUAAGGCGCACGCGCGUGGCUGCCCGGAGCGCAACGCGGUUCUCUAUGGGUCGACGUACAACGCGCACACCGACUACCUCCUCCCAAUUACGGAGGAUAUGCCGCAAGGGGUGUGGACCGUCAAGCAUGACACGACGAUGAAUCUCGUCGUGGUGGAAAACCUCUUUUUCGAUGGUAGCUUGUUCUGGUAUAAACCGGGGACGCUGGAGCGCGGGCAGGUGUACUAUGGGAGUGGCGAGAGAAACUUUGAGUUGUGCUUGCAGUUCUAA
This is a messenger RNA of Phytomonas sp. EM1, 993 nucleotides long. NCBI's taxonomy places the organism in Eukaryota, Euglenozoa, Kinetoplastea, Trypanosomatida, Trypanosomatidae. The record is from the annotation of a GenBank genome assembly.